Molecule: messenger RNA, 2822 nt
Organism: Haliotis rubra (blacklip abalone)
Lineage: Eukaryota; Metazoa; Mollusca; Gastropoda; Lepetellida; Haliotidae
Product: centrosome-associated protein CEP250-like
Exons: 7
Coding region: 119-1120 (333 amino acids)
Source: RefSeq, a predicted model, not a curated record
CAUGGUUACAGGACGCUAUUCAAGUUCCAGCUGACGUUGAGAAGUUUCCUCGGAAAGAUAUUAUCGGACAACAUGGGUUCUUAUCGGAUAUUACAUACUGUGUAACAUGAGCUGACUGAUGAUCACCACUAUGUCUCGAACAGGAAAUAAAGGAAAGUCAACGCGACCUCUCGGAUCACUCCGACACAAUAUCUCAGCACCAGACAAAGUACCGCAUAUUCCUCGACUGUUAAAUAAGAUAGAUGGGACAUAUCAGGGUAUCCAAGGCAACGCAAUGUCUGUACCCCCACCGACAUCGCGGGAAUCCACACAGAGGGAGAGUGCAGGAGAUGCAGACAAGGGGAAGAAUUCUGCCCGGUCUACUGGAUCAUCUAGUGUCAAGUCACAGGACCUUGUGGAUAGAAAGGAACUGAAAGAUGCUUUGGCAAGAGAGAAAGAGCUGAAGCUGAUGAUUGCAGAUCUAGAAAAAAUCAUUGAGGAGUUACGGGCCCUACUGGCCUUGAGAGACCAGGAGAUAGCUGACCUUCAGGACAACAUCCGGAUACAGGGGGAAGAGCACAAGGCUGUCUUGCAGAAAGAGAAAAGUAAACAUGCAGACACUCAGGCACUCCUGGAGGAAACUCGCUCAGAACUGGAGGAUGAACAGAAACGGCUAGAUGCAAUACGCAAAGACAUGUCCCGCAAACUCAGUGAACAGAAGACAGAGCUGGAGAUAAAGUAUGCAGAGAUGUUAUCUGAAAAAGACAAGGAGAUCUCAAUACGUGAUGUCAAACUCAACAGGCUGAAGCAGCAGAUGGCUGACGCUCUGAAGGGGAACUCCUGGGAACGGCAACAACAGCUCGAGGAGCUGACCAAGGAACUAGCACGUAUUCAGGAUGAAGCUGACCUCCUCCGGAUGAAACUCAAGGCUUAUGCAAAGAACAAAACAGGAAGCUGCUCAAACUGCCCUGAUAUGAUGGCCAAGCUGGACCGUGCCCACCUGAUGGUGAAGGACAGAGAUCACACUGUGAAGGAGCUGAAAGCUGUGUGCAGCAAGCUGGAGAAACAGCUAACUCAGCAAGACCAGCUACUUAAGUCCUGGGCGGACAGCAAGGGCUACAAGGCCGUGCCUCCAAAAUGACCAACACUGAACACGUGAUUUUCAACAGGAACACUUUGUCAGGGUUUGGUGCAUGGCUGACAAAUUCGGAGCUUAUUUUGUGCCAAUUGGAUAGACAAUCUGACAGCAUACAUGCACCAAAGGGUAUUACUUACAUAUAAAUAUCAAUAUCAUAUCAUCAUAUAGACAUGGUAUGGAGAUAUUUAUUGAGACAUGAUAUUUCUUACUGAUAAUUGUUUGAGAAAAGUUCAGUUGGCUGUCUGCUGUCUUCACAACUCCAUUUCUGUCUGAACAGACAGAAGAAAAGAGGGAUUAAGUUUUCACUCACAUUGGUGCAAGUGACAUAACUUAAGCCCAAAUAUUCUUUGGUUUCAUUAUACUAAACGCAUGUUACAUUCUUGCAUUUCCAUAUCAAAUGGAGUUCAUUUAGUAUGCAGAUAGCAUGGUAUAAUUUUGCAUUUCAUGCCAUAUAUGGAUGGAGUUGAUUUAGUAUGCAUAUAGCAUAUAUUCUUGUACAUCAUGCCAUAUAUGAAUGGAGUUCAUUUAGUGUUCAUAUAGCAUGGUACAUUCUUGCAUUUCAUGCCAUAUAUAGAUGGAAUUCAUUUAGUAUGCCUGAGGCAUAUAUUCUCGCAUUUCAUACCAUAAUUGGAUGGAAUUCAUUUAGUAUGCCUAUAGCAUAUAUUCUUGCAUUUCAUGCCAUAUAACAUAUGGAUGGAAUUCAUUUAGUAUGCCUAUAGCAUAUAUUCUUGCAUUUCAUGCCAUAUGGAUGGAAUUCAUUUAGUAUGUGUAUAGCAUCAUGUAUUCUCAAAUUUCAUGCCAGUGAAAUGUGACACAGGGACUUUAAAGCAAACCUGGUCAAACCUCAGAUGAAAUAUAUUUGUGCAAAUACUUGUAAACUGUCACUCAUACUACAUACCUCCAAGGCAACACAUGGGACCCUGCUCGAGUAUCACAGAGUUUGCACAUGUUGGUUCAUUCUGGGUUUCUUUAAAAUAUGUUACUCUCUGUCUUCUGGAUUCAAAUGGACUAUGAAUUGCUAUAUCUGCUGACAAAAACUAUUAUUUUUCCUUAUCCCGACUCAUGAUUAUUAUGCUUGUCUCCUCCUAUGCGAAUGAUAGUGGAACACUUGAAAUUCCUUGUAGUUCCCUUGAAGAGGACGUAAAAGUACACUCACCCACGAUUUCAGCUGAGUUUGUCGUUGACUGAAUCAGUCAAGCAUUUUAUUACAGCACAGUGUCCUAUAUUAUAUUGUAAGACAAUUUUUGUUUAUGUAGUCCAUUAACUUGCAAUCGUUGUAUUGUAUUGUACAUACUUGCAACAUCAUUUUAGAUGCCAGUAUUCUUGUUGUGCCACAUGAUUGAAGAACCAUUUCAUUGAUAAACCACAUUAUACAGUGAGACCCAAGAUACCCGGACCCCAAAUAUCCGGAAACCUCGCCUUCCGGUCAAUUUUCAUAAAAAACAAUCUCUUACGUUAUAAAAGUGACUGUCUAUAACGGAUAUGCGGUUUCAGUUCCCUACGGUAUAUUUUACAAACCAACCGUCUAAAUCAACACAAAAUUAACUCACUUAUCCGCACAAAGCUUUGAUCUAUGGCUGACCGUGUGAAGUGCUAAUCCAGGAUUAAUGACCGAUCAGCAGGGUAUUGGUGGUGAUUAGUAGGCCUAUCUGGCACAGAGUGAAUUGUAAUUGGCAAAUCAAAAUGACCAUGCUGUUUUGGAAGU